AUGACCGAUGUGCAAAUACAAAACCAAACUAGUUUGAAUACUAGUAAAAAAGAGUUUGAGAGUAGAUAUGAUGAAAGGGCGCUUAGAAUUUUGUGCGUAAAAAACAUAUCAAAAGAGACAAAAGAAAGUGAACUGUUGGACUUAUUCAAACAAUUUGGUUCUAUCGAAAGUAUAAACCUUAAAGUGAACACAAGUAUCGGACCGUAUGCCAUAUAUGCCCACGUUCUGUUUAGCGCUCCCGAGGAGGCUAAGAGAUGUCUAAAGCAAAUGAACGGGAAGUUUCUAAAUGGAAGAGCUUUACGAAUUGAUUUCAAAAGGUACAACAACAAAGUAGAUGACGAUAACGAUGAGGAUGAAAGUGGCAUUUAUAACAACUACCCCUACAUGGGCAGCAACAACAGCGGUGGUAACAAUAGUGGCGGCAUGAACAGCGGCGCAAACAUGACUGGCCCCGCGAACGGCGGCAACAAGUUCAGCCGAAAAAUGAAUCGGAACAACCAGUUCUACAACAACAGAUACCCCAACAGUAACAAGCGCAUGGCGAGAAAUGAUGUCAUCCCAAAUGAUGAUAGCGUCAACCCGUACGACUCGGAGGCAGCCAGUUUUAGGGAACACGGGCAUGCAAACAAGCGACUCCGCACAGCCGGAAGCAACUCCAUGGAGAACGUCCACUUGGGCGGCGCGAGCAGUUUGAGCGGCCUGCCCAGCGGAAGCGGCAACGACGUAGAGAUUAACAAGUUGAUAAGGACGCACGAAGAGAAUAAAAUGAUGAAUAAACCUCUUGGAGACGCAAAAAAUAAGCAACUGGAAGAAAUGUCACAAUCAUCAGUUAAGGAUGGCAUGAACAAACCCCCCAGGAUAAAACUCUACCUGUGUGUCCAUUUGAGGCAGUGCGCCCAGCACGUCUUUAACAGGCCCGCCGUAGACAUCACAAUCGCUACCAAUACAAUAAGCAACACGCAUAAUAGCAGUGUGGUUAGUAACGAAUUCAAGGGGAAUAAUACCCUCAUGAGUGCAAGUGGUACCAAUCCUGGUGCCCCACUGUACCACUCCGAACAGAAUAACCUUUUAACAGGGGGGAAGAAUUCUCCCACUUUGAAAGAACCGAACAAGCACCACAUGCUGAACAGUGGGAUAGCAAACAAGGAAGGGGGGCAGCUCCACGGAAAUGAUAAACUCUUAACUGGCAUGCAUAGCAGUGGAGGUUCCAUCCCCAACACGGGAUUGAACAGCCCCACUAGCAAUGUAAAGUACGCCCUGUGGAAAGGAACCCUCGAAAUGAAGAAUAAAAAAAAUCUGAGCGUCAUCGGAUAUGCCCUAAACGGGGAUGUAAAAAAAUUUCUGAACAAUGGCAUCUCCAGCAUAGUUAUAAGUCACCGGAAAAAAAUGAAAACUCUUCCCAAAAUAGAAGCCACGUAUUAUUUCCAAAUAGAGAACAAAGAAGACGAAUCCAUUUUGGAUGCCUAUAGAAAUUAUUUUAAUAGUAAGGAUAGAGUAGGGUUGUCCUCCACAAGUGAUGACUGGCAUAUGUAUCUUAUCUUUCCGGGAAGUCCCAUUUUUAAAGAAUUCUGCAACUCCGUUGGAGGUGUUAACAGCUUUGGAGGUGGAAACAGCUCGAACAAUUUUAAUAAUAUCUUCCUGGGGGUUGUCUGUUAUAACCCGCAAUUUUUCGAUAAAAAAAAUGGUGUAGCAAUGUUGGGGACGCAGCUGCAGGAUGGUGUGGCCGCUCAGACUGGUAUGGCUGCCCAACCUGGUAUGGCUGCCCAACCUGGCGUGGCUGCCAAUUUUAAUCUGCAACAAUCCCCCGUGACCAAUGCCAGCCAAACCCAUGUGAACAAGAACUUUCAAAAUUUGAACCAUCAUCAGAACAAGUUUCCCAGCUCAGUUGCAGCGGUGGGUGCCGGGCGAAUGAUGAACAGUAACAUUAACGGAAACAACCACGGUGGUCUUUAUGGCGAUUUUGCUAAGCAGGGGGGAGGUGGUGGCCCAGGCAACGUAGUGAAUAAUAAUUUCCCGCUUCACAGCAACACGUUCAAGAACGCACAAGGGGUGAGGAAGAAUAACCUCCUCGUAGCUAACAACGUGCCCCACGGCAGCAGUAACAACUAUGGUGGCUUCCCCAAUGCGAACAAGCCCGAUGCAACCGCAGCAGUGACAACGCAGGUCGUGCCAUCCCGCAGUGAUCUUAACGCUCAAAAAGGGGUUAUAGCAGCCCAGAAUAACUCUGCCACCCAGCUGAACCAGGAGAAUGGUGCCUCCAAUGAGUUAAGCGAACCAACUCGAAAGGAAGAAAACAAAAAUGAAGUCCCCAAUUGGCUCAAUCAGUUUAGUUCGUUAGCAGCAUAUCUUGUUAAAAAAUAGGAUUUAAAAAAAAAUGUUCCAUCUCGCUUUAUCAUUUUGCCUCCCUCGAUUUUUUUUUUUUUUUUUUGUCACUUUUUUGUUUUGUUUGUCACGCCCCUGGUGGAUUAUGCCUCCAUUUAUCGUUAUAUCAUUAAAGU
Messenger RNA from Plasmodium vivax (malaria parasite P. vivax), 2498 nucleotides. RefSeq lists its product as hypothetical. Bases 1 to 2361 code for a protein of 786 amino acids. The transcript is spliced from 4 exons. Lineage: Eukaryota; Apicomplexa; Aconoidasida; Haemosporida; Plasmodiidae. The record is from RefSeq and is a predicted model, not a curated record. Gene Ontology annotation, molecular function: RNA binding.